AUGCCAAACGAGUUACCAGUUGAACUCACGUCUUUUCUUGACGUAGUGCACGAACUUCGUGUCAAACUGUAUAAGCUGAAACUCCAAGUGAAAGUUUUAUCUGAAAAAAACAAAUUUAUAGCACUUGGAAAAGAAGGUGAUGAGGAGUCAAGUUCCAAUGAUUCAGUUCAAAUGCUAAUAACCAAAAUAUCACAGGACGCCAUUGCGUUUGAAAACCGUCUCAAAAAACUGAGGGAGCAAAACGACACACUGAAAACACAAAACGAAAGAGGAGAAAUCCAGUUGAGUGAUACAAUUCUGAGAAUUCGGACUAACCACACAAAGUCACUCUCGUCACAGUUUGUCAAGUUGAUGAGAAGCUGCCAAGACAUACAACUUGAGAUCAAAGUCUCAAUUAAACAGAAAGUAUGUCACAAGAUCAAAAUAUUCCACCCAGAGUUUGAAGACGAAGCGAUUGAAAAGGUUAUUGACACAGAAAAAGUGGAUGACGGCGUUGUAGAAAGGUUGAGAAAGACAACAAAUCAACCAACGGUAGACUACUUGACAAAACGCCACCAAGAACUCGUUGAAAUAAACAACGCUAUCAAUGGGGUUUCCGAGAUGUUCGUCAGCAUUUCAGUUCUUCUGGGCAUGCAAGGCGAGUUGAUCGACUCAAUCGAACAAAAUUGCGACCAGACAAAGGAAUACUCUGCCACAAUAAAUCAGGAACUCGAGCGGACGUACCACCUCAAAAAGAAGCUUGUAGCCAAAAUAGUUGUUCUUUCCAUCAUCUUGGUAGUGAUUGUUGUACUAAUUGUAUGUGCAAUAACCAUCCCAAUUGCAGUUUACUUCACAAAAGACAAAGUUGUGUAA
Entamoeba invadens IP1 is the source of this 852-nucleotide messenger RNA. RefSeq names its product syntaxin-3, putative. The record is from RefSeq and is a predicted model, not a curated record. NCBI's taxonomy places the organism in Eukaryota, Evosea, Mastigamoebida, Endamoebidae. Gene Ontology annotation, cellular component: SNARE complex; endomembrane system; plasma membrane. Gene Ontology annotation, molecular function: SNARE binding; SNAP receptor activity. The transcript has 3 exons. The coding region runs from base 1 to 852 and encodes 283 amino acids. Gene Ontology annotation, biological process: intracellular protein transport; exocytosis; vesicle fusion.